Messenger RNA from Ipomoea nil (Japanese morning glory), 426 nucleotides. RefSeq names its product E3 ubiquitin-protein ligase MARCH1-like. The record is from RefSeq and is a predicted model, not a curated record. Lineage: Eukaryota; Viridiplantae; Streptophyta; Magnoliopsida; Solanales; Convolvulaceae. The transcript is spliced from 3 exons. Bases 1 to 426 code for a protein of 141 amino acids. Gene Ontology annotation, molecular function: zinc ion binding.
AUGGCAGAAAAUCAGGUGGCGCAAAACCCAAGCAACAGCAGCAGCUCCAACACCACCCGCCGUUCCCGCUCUAUCUACAGCACUGAUCGGGAUUUGGAGUCAGCUUCUUCGCUUUCUUGCCGUAUCUGCCUUGACAGUGACACCAGAGAAGGCGACCAACUCAUAGCUCCUUGCCGCUGUAAAGGCUCCCAAGAGUUCGUCCAUAGAGAAUGCUUGGACCACUGGAGAUCUAUCAGAGAAGGUUUUGCUUUCACCCACUGCUCCACUUGUAAAGCAGCAUUUGGAUUACAAGUGAAAGAGGUGAAAUAUGACAUUGUCACAAGACUAAAGCACAAGCUCUUUGUGGUCAAGGAUUUUUUUGUUCAUUUCCUGAUUGCACAAGCAUGCUUGGUGGGUAUAUGUACAUUGUGGAUUACGAGGGAGUGA